Molecule: messenger RNA, 1473 nt
Organism: Acanthamoeba castellanii str. Neff
Lineage: Eukaryota; Discosea; Longamoebia; Acanthamoebidae
Product: IBR domain containing protein
Exons: 16
Coding region: 1-1473 (490 amino acids)
Biological process (GO): protein polyubiquitination; positive regulation of proteasomal ubiquitin-dependent protein catabolic process; ubiquitin-dependent protein catabolic process
Cellular component (GO): cytoplasm; ubiquitin ligase complex
Molecular function (GO): zinc ion binding; ubiquitin protein ligase activity; ubiquitin conjugating enzyme binding
Source: RefSeq, a predicted model, not a curated record
AUGGGGGACGUUUAUGUGGACGACAUGAUGCUCGCUACCCUCAUCAGCAUGGGCUUCGACGAGUCCAUCUCGCGUCAGGCCCUUGCUGUAAGUGGCAACUCAUCUGUGGACACCGCCUUAGAACUCAUAUUGAGCGGCUCAUUGGCUGACAUGGCCGACGUGCCGCAGCACUACGAAGAGCCUCCGAAGCCGGCACAAGGUCUGAGAGGCAACACGCCCAAGGCGGCCGCAGCACCGCCGCCAGAGCCUCUUGCGUUUGAUCCGUGUGAAAUCACCACCGACUAUGAUGAUUACGAACAAAACAGCCAGCCGGACAAAGGGAAGCUGCGGCAGUCCACCGAGGGCACGGAGGGCGAAGACUACGAAGAUCUGGAUUUUAGCGAUGGCGCUGCGCUGGGCAUACCCGAACGGGAGGCCACCAAGAUCAAGUGCUUCGACGAACGCAAGCUCGCCGAGGCAGCUGCCAACGAGAUACGCAAGAUCAUGUCCCUCACCGGCUUUGGCUUUUCCGACUCUGCUGCCUUGCUCAAACAUUACAAGUGGGACGCCGAAAAGCUGACGGAGCGCUACUUCGAAGACCCCGAGAAGGUGGCCGCCGCCGUGGGCGUGGUGUUGGAUGAACAUUCAGAUGACCCGAUCGAGGGCGACUGCCUUAUCUGCGGCGACGAGAUGACGGCCGAAGACGCCAGCAUCUCGCGUUGCGGCCACGCCUUCUGCAACAUCUGCUGGCAAGGCACAAUGACCUGCCCUGCCUGCUCCCGGCGCCCUUUCAGGCCUAAAUCGGAUUGUACAGGCUACCUGGAGGUAAAGAUCAAGGAGGGCGAGGCUCUCGGCAUACCCUGCAUGAUGCACAAGUGUGGCAAGGUCGUCGACUCUAACCUCGUCAAGCGGGUCGUCUCGCCGGAGGCGUACAAGAAGUACACCCACUUCAUCACCAAGGGCUUUGUCGAUCAGAACCCCAACAUGCAGUGGUGCCCUGCGCCCGGAUGCACCAACGCCGUGCUCUGCGAGCUCAGCACCGAGCUGAGGGUGCCAUGCAACUGCGGCUACCGAUUCUGUUUUGUGUGCCACGGCGAAGCGCAUGCCCCCGCCAAAUGCGAUGACAUGAAGAAGUGGGACCAAAAGUGCAAGGAUGACAGCGAGACGGCUAAUUGGCUAAACGCCAACACCAAGGAUUGUCCCAAGUGCCACACAGCCAUCGAAAAGAAUGGCGGCUGCAAUCACAUGACUUGCAGGAGCGUUAGCUGCAAACACGAGUUUUGCUGGAUCUGCAUGGGGAACUGGAUCGGCCACACGGCCUGCAACCGCUACAAGGAGGGCGAGGCACAGGAAGAAGACGCGAGCACUGCUCGAAAGACGCUGGAGCGUUACCUUCACUACUACCAUCGUUUCAAGGCCCACAUGGACUCUCAGGUAACGAAAUCUUCCAUUCUAUCUUUCGUUUCAGCUUUAGGUCGGUCGGUCGUAGUGUGA